AUGGGACCCAAGCGCCUUGCCGCUAUAGAUCCGCCUUCUCUGCCGCCGGCGAAACAGCCGCACCAGGAAACAACCGCGCCGGGAAGUACGCCUGAAGCCUCCGCGAGCUCGGCAUCAACCGCGACUCCGACUAGCCCUGCUUCGUGCAGUGCCCCCGCUUCGAGUCGCUUUGCGGGCGUUUUGGUAACCACUUUUAAGACCACCAGUAUGAGCGAACUUAAGUAUACUCAAGCUAGGCGCAUGUGGAGUACCCUUACGGCCCGCCUGUGGUUUCCUACUUUGAACCCGUAUGUGAAGCCGCCGUUAAAUGAGGCCAGCUAUCCAAGUGACGGCAGCGCGCUCCUUGUUUUGCCGUUUGGGGAACCCUUCGUCAGCGGGCCGUUCCAAAAGAUCAGCGCAUACGUGGCUUGUACUGACGUAAACGAUGUCCGGGUUGGGGAGGUUCAUCUUGCGUACGAUCCGGACACCCCGCCGGUUUAUUGCCAUCUUGUCAGCGACGCCGGCAGCAGUAGCAUCCCGCUCUACCUGUUUGGUGCCAAAAUAAGCGGCGCUAAUUCGCAGUAUACUCCAACCGUGUGGAUUAACGGCACCCUCACUGCUGCGGCAGUCCGACCCGGUCAGGACAUACGCAGUUUCCCUGCUCAUGUGCGCGCGUUCAUCAGCGCUACGCAGCAGCAUGCGCAGCAAACGGCAGCAUCCGAAACUAGCAGCAUGUUGUUGGCAUGGGAGCAGCGUGAGUGGCCUGGGAGUAUCACGACCCUGCCGCAGGACGGCGCACAUGCUCGCGCUAGCUUGUCUCCCAACCCCAGCGUUAGCUGCGUCGUCAACGACCGCAAAGUUCUGCCCCUUAUAUUGACGGUCAAUCAGCGGCAGUACCCGGUAUGCACCGACAGCGCGGAUGUGUUGCGCCAGCUCCCUGGAUUCGACGCUUUCUUCACGGACCUGCCGUAUGAUGACGUUGAACUCCGGUCCGCGUUUUGUGCGUCACGGCCAUUCAGCAUCGUCGGCACGGCAACUACUCACACCAUCGGGCGCACCACUUUUGUCACCGCCUUCCAACAAUAG
This is a messenger RNA of Volvox carteri f. nagariensis, 1065 nucleotides long. RefSeq lists its product as uncharacterized. The transcript has 3 exons. The record is from RefSeq and is a predicted model, not a curated record. NCBI's taxonomy places the organism in Eukaryota, Viridiplantae, Chlorophyta, Chlorophyceae, Chlamydomonadales, Volvocaceae. Bases 1 to 1065 code for a protein of 354 amino acids.